This is a messenger RNA of Pisolithus orientalis, 405 nucleotides long. RefSeq lists its product as uncharacterized. The annotation marks the transcript as partial. The transcript is spliced from 2 exons. NCBI's taxonomy places the organism in Eukaryota, Fungi, Basidiomycota, Agaricomycetes, Boletales, Pisolithaceae. The record is from RefSeq and is a predicted model, not a curated record.
GCCCUACAAGACGAGUCCAACAUACUCUACCAUGAAGCUAACGCUUUGUACUGGGCCAAAGCACUCUUGCAGAUGACAUACCAAUUCAUUGAUCGUGCUGUCAAAGAUACCAAGGUACCACCACCUUUCAAAAUCCCUCACCUGCACUUUGUGGACACAGGAUUGUUAUUUCCGUCCAAGCCCAGCAGUAUUGUGAAUGUCACAUACCUUGUUGAGGAACUCAUCCACAUGUCCUCAGAUGAUGAGUUUGUGAAGUACAUCCACAAUGGCAAUGUGGCUCCUUGCUUCCUUCUGGAUACAAAGGCAGAAGAGAUCACGGACUUUUUGGCCUUUACUCAACACGUACAGUACAUCAUGACUGGUGGUCAAGUAUACAUAUCUGACUAUCAAGGUAAGCUGUGGUGA